Bombyx mandarina (wild silkworm) is the source of this 1506-nucleotide messenger RNA. RefSeq names its product protein NDRG3. The record is from RefSeq and is a predicted model, not a curated record. NCBI's taxonomy places the organism in Eukaryota, Metazoa, Arthropoda, Insecta, Lepidoptera, Bombycidae.
CGAAAGUCACACAAGUAUUCACGUCCGUCGGGAGACCACAUUUAUUGACAAUUUCCUAUAAAAUUCCCUCUUAAAACCAGCCGUUUGUUAAGUUAAAACGUUGACAAUAAAUCGAGUGAAACAGUGAUAAAAACAAAACAAAAUAACAUCGUUACGCAAGUAAAUUGUAACCACAGACAAUAAUAUUAUGAAUACAACAACAGCAAGAUCGGUAACGAAUACUAAGGAGUUCCGCUAACUAUAAUUAGCGAUAAUUAAGAAGUAAACCAUCGAUUUGUUUGUGUGAGGACAUAAGGGAAAGUAAACAAUAAGUACUCAAGAUCGCAGAUUUCGUACGAAGCUAAUUAAAUAGAAAAAUAAAACAUGCCGACAUCCGUGCACGAAAACGUUGCUCUCCUCAACAUGAUGUCUUCGGAUAAUUACGAAGACGAUCUCAAAAGUGUUCAACUGCAUUUUCCAUCCGAAAGACGUUUGCAAAGUGACGGCGCAUGCGUGGAGGAGAGGGUGCGGACUUCCCGCGGCGACAUCCUCGUUGCCGUACGAGGGGACCGCAGCAAACGAGCUAUAAUCACUUAUCAUGACCUUGGACUCAAUUAUGCCGCCAACUUUCAGGCGUUCUUUAACUUCGUCGACAUGAGAUCAAUUCUGGAACAAUUUUGCAUCUACCACGUAAACGCUCCUGGCCAAGAAGAGGGAUCUCCGACUCUACCCGAGGAUUACACCUAUCCUAGCAUGGACGCUCUGGCGUCUCAGAUCGACUUCGUCUUGGGUCAUUUUGGUAUACGAUCUUUCAUCGGUUUCGGAGUGGGUGCCGGAGCGAACAUAUUAUCGCGUUAUGCCAUCAUCAACCCCCAAAAAGUAGAUGCUUUAGUGCUCAUUAACUGCACCUCUACCCAAGCGGGAUGGACCGAGUGGCUGUACCAAAAAAUUAAUACAAGACAACUGCGCGCUAACGGAAUGACUCAAGGCGCGCUGGACUACCUGAUGUGGCACCACUUCGGUCGAAGCACGGAGGAUCGCAACCAUGACCUCGCUCAAGUAUACAAAGAUUGCUUUUCUCAUGUGAACCCUGUCAAUUUGUCAUUGUUCAUCGACAGCUACUUACGGCGCACGGACCUGAGUAUAGCGCGCGAUUCAAACACACUGAAGGUGCCAGUUCUGAAUGUGACCGGCGCUUUGUCGCCUCACGUCGAUGAUACGGUGACGUUUAACGGGCGACUAGAUCCCGCUAAGACGUCGUGGUUAAGCAUUUCCGAUAGUGGAAUGGUAUUGGAAGAGCAGCCAAGUAAGAUAGCUGAGGCGUUCAAGUUGUUUCUCCAGGGCGAAGGGUACUUGAGGUAGUCGCGUAUCUGAAGACGACAUUCCGAGCGCAGCGUUGCUACUACUAGAAUGCACAUGUUGCUUUCACGCAAGCUUUAAAUACAAUAGUCACGUUACACGUUGAAGACGUAGGGCCAUGAAGUUUCUUGUUUAUAGAUGUGAAAUAAAAUUUUAUUUUACUGCUUA